Electrophorus electricus (electric eel) is the source of this 3090-nucleotide messenger RNA. It is a transcript of the gene lifrb, whose product is annotated as LIF receptor subunit alpha b. Gene Ontology annotation, cellular component: membrane. Lineage: Eukaryota; Metazoa; Chordata; Actinopteri; Gymnotiformes; Gymnotidae. Gene Ontology annotation, molecular function: cytokine receptor activity; protein binding. The record is from RefSeq and is a predicted model, not a curated record.
CUAGACUCUUGUUAUAAUUAUGCCUUCCACGCUGUACGAGAGAAGAGGAACAUUUUGGCGGUGUGGUAGUUCAGACUUCUGAUACGGUCAGACCUAUGUAAGUAAUUUAGUUCCCUUGUCUUAUGAUGGCCUCUGUGCAUUUCUGCCUUCUAUGUGCAUUGCUGUCGUUGCCGAUAGCUCAAGGAAACCUAGAUGGGCACCCAUUAUCUGUCCCAGAGAUAGUAAGAAUAUAUAAAGGUGAAAGUGAUACAAAUAACUUUGGUGUUUGGAAGAUGAACAUUGAAUGGAGAGAUAAUUUCAGCAACAGCAACAAACCAGAGAAUGUUGCCUAUGACAUGGAGAUCUUCCAUACUGAGCAAAUGACACUUGUUCAUAAUGAGACAAUAGAAGUGAAAACAAAUCUCACAACUACUUAUCAGUGGAGCUGGACCUCACCCAUACCACUUCAGUGUACCUCACAUUCAGUCAGACUGCGAUUCAGAGACCACAGUCACACCAGUGAUUGGACACCACUGUACACUUUAAAGGGAGAAGAUACACAUGAGAUGAAAAGGAGUACAGUUUAUCCUAAGAAUCAUGUUGUUCUGGUUAAUGACAGCAUUAUAUUCUGCUGUAUCUUGACACCAGAGAGUGCCAGAGACUUCAAUUCCACCAAUUUCACAUUCCAGAUCAGCAACCACACAUAUGCUACAAAGCCUAUUCAGUAUUUGUCCUCCUCUCCAUCGUAUGGUUUUGAUAUAACAUGUGAUGGUACAGGCGCCACAGUUUAUACUGGCUAUGCUCCUGAUAUAAAGCACUUUACGUGUGAGACUCGAGAUCUCAGUUCUGUGGAGUGUCACUGGAGUCUUAGCCGAUCAACGGGUCUUUCAUUCAGUGUCAAAUGCAUAAAGUAUUCAAUCAAUGGAAGGAAUUGUUCAGGAACUGAUAUGUGUUCAAAAAUUAGCACAUGUGUUCUGACUGAUGGCAUAGACAAGGGUGUGGUUAAUUGGACACUGACUGCCAAAAAUAUCCUUGGCAAGAAGAUAGUCAGUGAUGUAGCUGACCCAAAUCACAGAGUACGGCUAAAAGCACCCGUGCUUAAGAAUCCCAUUUUGGUUUAUGCAAGGAAUGCUACUCUUGAAUGGGAAUGGAAUGAAAUGCUGAAAUACAAUUCCUUUCCAUUGACCUGCCAAGUGGAGGUCAAUGGUCACACUGUUAAGGGAACAUUUAAUGGAACCAGCCUCAAGUCAUUGGUUUUAGCAGACCUGCAGCCUUUUACUGAAUACACAGCCCGUGUGCGUUGUGGCUCUUUGGAGCAUUUUUAUAAAUGGGGUGAUUGGAGUAACCCUACUACAUUUUACACCAAAGAUGACAUUCCAAAACCCAUAGAUGUGUGGGUAGAAGUUCUUGAAACACAGAUCUGUGUUAUGUGGAAAAAUCUUACUAUGAGUCAGAGUCAUGGAAUUAUUACAGGAUAUGAGCUGAUUUUGGGCAGUUCUAAAAAUGGGAGCAAAAAGCACAUCAACAAGUCUGCAAAUGAGCACUACCAUAAAUAUGAACCAAGGAUUGCAGAUGGAAACCAUUUUAUCUCCAUUUCUGCUAAAAACUCUGCUGGUGUUUCUCCUCCCUCCAGUGUCACCAUUCCUAGCCUGGGGUCAGACAGUGAUAUUAAGACCACUGCCAUCAAUGAGACUCAACCCCAUGGUGGUUUUUAUAUGUUUUGGGAGCCAAGUGCUAUUGCCACCUGUGGCUAUGUGGUAGCCUGGGUUCCAACCUUCAGGGCAGAACUAUGUCCUGUAAAAUGGAUGAAGAUCCCUUCUGGUGUCUCAAAUGCCAGUAUUUACUCAGAUUUUGAAAAGGGGAAGAGAUACAUUAUAUCAGUUUAUGCCUGCACUUCAGGAGCCGCACAACUGCUGCACACGAGAGAAGGGUACAUGAAGGAACUACCUCCAUCGGGGCGUGUUCAGAAUCUAAGAGCUGAGCAGCAAGGUUCAACCCUUGUGCUGUCAUGGGAUGAAGUACCCAAAGAGGAGCAAAGAGGCUUCAUACAAGGCUAUACUAUAUUCUACAAGCUUUCCAACAAAGACAAAAACAUAGAUGAAGUAAAAGAGCUAUCAAUUCAAGACCCCAGUGCUCGAAAAUGUAAGCUUAAUCUUCCUCCUGGUACAUACAUAUUCAAAGUGAUGGCCUUCACAUCUGCAGGAAGAGGUGCUGAAUCUGAAAUUACUCAGUCUGUGGACCACAGAGUAGUUGACCGGAUGAUUAUCAGCAUUGUCACAGAUUUGCUUAUAUCAGCAAGUAUCUUUAUCACCAUCACAGUCCUUUGUUACAUAAAAAGAGAAUGGUUGAAGUCAGCACUGUAUCCAGACAUUCCUAAACCAAGGCUUUCAGAAGCAUGGCUUACAAAGAUUCCCCAGUGCCCUCUGUUUGAUACGAUGUUGACUGCAGAAAGUGAGGUGCUUUUGAUUACAAAACCAGAACCUUAUCUCCAAGUUAUGCCAGAGGGCAUGAAGGCCCAUGAAAUCAGUCAGAACUCCCAAGACCUACCACAGCCUGAGAGCUGUAGGAAUGCUUUGGAGUCUCAAACCAUCCCUUCACUUAUCACCAGCCUCUCCUAUAUAGAGCUCCCAUGUCCAGCAAUCGAUAAUCCUACAUAUAGCCUGACUAUGACUCUUCCAACUGAUGCUAUUCAGGUAUCAGAUUACAGACCUCAAAUGCAAAAUGCCAGUGGCCAGACACAACCCUGUGUGGUCAGAUCUGCCCAUAUGGACUCUGUGGGCUAUCAGCCCCAGUCAGUAGCACAUUUCACCAGCUUACCAUUUAAUUCUGUCAUUUGAGUGUCUGCUUCACAGUAAAAUUAAUUAGUCCUUAGAGUUACAACUACCUUCUGACUAGCUUCCAGGUGAUUACAGUAAAUGAGUGCUAAAAAUCUUCUUUUGUGACAAUAAAUUGUUUUUUCUUUUGUAAAAUAUUGUUUAAAUGUAAAUCUAUAUAAAUGUAUUUGUGCACGCUAAAAGCGAAAAUGUGAACAAUCUGCUUUAAUGUAUUGUACGUUACUUUUUACUUUAGUGUUUCAAAAUGACAUAUGCAAAGUAAAUAAAUCUCAUUUAA